Molecule: messenger RNA, 1020 nt
Organism: Setaria italica (foxtail millet)
Lineage: Eukaryota; Viridiplantae; Streptophyta; Magnoliopsida; Poales; Poaceae
Exons: 1
Coding region: 1-1020 (339 amino acids)
Source: RefSeq, a predicted model, not a curated record
AUGAACACCGUGGCAAAUCUCUUGCGUUUCCUUCUCGUGGCAGCCAUCGGCACCGUAGCCUGUGUCGUGCUGCUACAGCAGCGUUCUCCGUUCCCGUGCGGCGGGCACGUCGACGUGCCGCCGGCGGCCACCACCUCGCGCAAUAACGGAACUCGAGCUGACGACGACCCCACCACGGAGGACGACGGCGACAAGCUUCCGGAGGUUCUGAGGAGAGCGGCCAUGGAGGACAAGACCAUCAUAAUGACCUUCACGAACGAGGCGUGGACGGCGCCGGGCUCGCUCACGGACCUCUUCCUGGAGAGCUUCCGCACGGGCGUGCGGACGGCGCCCCUGCUCAGGCACCUGGUCAUCGUCGCCAUCGACGCCAAGGCCUUCGAGCGGUGCCAGCACGUGCACCCGCUCUGCUACGCGCUCCCCGUCAACCAGAGUGCCGCCGCCGUCAACUACGCCUCGGAGCAGCGCUACAUGGCCAGGGACUACCUGGACAUGUUGUGGCGCCGGAACCGGUUCCAGGCCCGCGUCCUGGAGCUCGGCUACAGUUUCGUCUUCACGGACGUGGACAUCGUCUGGUUCCGGAACCCGCUGCUGCGCAUCCCGGUGGCCGCGGACAUGGCCUUCUCCUGCGACUGGUACUCCGGCAGCAACCCCUACGACCUCAACAAGCGGGCCAACGGCGGGUUCCUGUACGUGAGGGCGAGCGCCAGGACGGCCGCGCUCUACGGGGGGUGGUACGAGUCGAGGGCGGCGUACCCGGGGCAGCACGAGCAGUUCGUGUUCGACAAGGUGAAGCGCGAGCUGUCGGCGCGGCACGGCGUGACGGUGCAGUUCGUGGACACGGCCUACCUGGGCACGUUCUGCGACCGCGGGAAGAGGAAGGACUGGCACAAGCUGUGCACGUUCCACGCCAAUUGCGUCAUCGGGCUCAAGGCCAAGCUGGAGAAGCUCCGCGGCGUCCUCGACGAGUGGCAGCGGUUCAAGGCCAAGGCAGGCCCCAACGGCACCGCUCUUACAGACUGA